Molecule: messenger RNA, 1252 nt
Organism: Manduca sexta (tobacco hornworm)
Lineage: Eukaryota; Metazoa; Arthropoda; Insecta; Lepidoptera; Sphingidae
Gene: CPG11
Product: proline-rich protein 4
Exons: 2
Coding region: 70-1134 (354 amino acids)
Source: RefSeq, a predicted model, not a curated record
AAAAUCAGAGAGCAGCCGGCUUACAACACACUCCGGCAUUACAUUCGCUGAACAACAAGCUAAGCGAAAAUGAAGCUAUUGAGGGCAUCCUUAUUCCUGGCCGUGGCAAUAAGCCUGGCUUCGGCAGAGGAAAAGGCUGAGGAGACCAAGGCUUUAGAGUCAAAGAAGCAGGACAAGAGAGGUCUGUCAGAGUACUACGGCGAUUUCGACGGCGGUCAUGGAGGACAUGGGGACUUCGGCCACGGACAUGAAGAGCACGUGAAGACCAUCACUGUUGUCAAAAAAGUGCCUGUGCCGUACCCCGUGGAGAAGCAUAUCCCUGUACCCGUAGAGAAACACGUCCCAGUACCUGUGAAGGUCCCGGUCCCCCACCCCUACCCAGUCGUGAAGACCGUACACUUCCCAGUCAAGGAGUACAUCAAGGUGCCAGAAUACAUCCCCAAGCCCUACCCAGUCACCAAACACGUGCCAGUUCCCGUAAAAGUACACGUGGACAACCCUGUCCCGGUGAAAGUUUACGAGCAUGUGCCAAUUCCAGUGGAGAAGCACAUCCCUGUGCCCGUGAAGGUGCCAAUCCCCCACCCCUACCCCGUUGAGAAACAUGUUCCUGUACCAGUGAAGAUACCCGUCAAGGUGCACGUUCCAUACCCUGUUGAGAAGAUCAUCCACUACCCAGUCAAGGUACCAGUCGACCACCCAGUACCAGUGCACGUCGACAAGCCAAUCCCGGUUCCAGUAGAGAAGCCAGUGCCUUACCCGGUUGAGAAGGAAGUACCAUACCCGGUCAAGGUACCCUACGAUAACCCAGUGCCAGUGCAUGUUGAGAAACCGGUGCCGUACCCAGUUAAGGUGCCCGUGCCAGCGCCGUACCCGGUUGAGAAAGUGAUCCCCUACCCGGUUGAGAAGAACGUCCCCAUCCCGGUGAAGAUCCCGGUCGACAGGCCCUACCCCGUGCAUAUUGAGAAGCAUGUGCCGCAUUAUGUGGAAAAGCACGUUCCAUACACAGUGAAGGUGGCAGUGCCCGUGAUCCAACACGAGCAUCAUCACGAAGGCCAUCACCACGAGGUGCACGAGGCCAUCGACGAAGGCCACGGCGGCUCCGAGGGAGGCUACGACGAACACCACCACCAUUAAAGAACUGAUCUCUUCGUAUCCUUUAGCUUUAAAAUGUUAUCUUGUGUUUAGUAUUGUUUUACACACGACUGUCGUGAGUUACUAUGUAAAUAUUAAUUAUAAAAAUUGUGAUAAUUUA